Messenger RNA from Candida dubliniensis CD36, 834 nucleotides. It is a transcript of the gene YCP4, whose product is annotated as flavodoxin-like fold family protein. Gene Ontology annotation, molecular function: FMN binding; NAD(P)H dehydrogenase (quinone) activity. NCBI's taxonomy places the organism in Eukaryota, Fungi, Ascomycota, Pichiomycetes, Serinales, Debaryomycetaceae. The coding region runs from base 1 to 834 and encodes 277 amino acids. The record is from RefSeq and is a predicted model, not a curated record. The transcript has a single exon.
AUGAAGAUUGCCAUUAUCCAAUAUUCCACCUAUGGCCACAUUACUCAAUUGGCCAAGGCAGUUCAAAAAGGUGUUGCCGACGCAGGCUACAAGGCCGAUAUUUUCCAAGUUCCAGAGACUUUGCCACAAGAAGUUUUGGAUAAAAUGCAUGCUCCAGCAAAACCAACGGACAUUCCAAUUGCUACCAACGAUACAUUGACCGAGUACGACGCUUUCUUAUUUGGUGUCCCAACAAGAUAUGGUACUGCUCCAGCUCAAUUUUUCGAAUUCUGGGGUGCCACCGGUGGGUUAUGGGCUAAAGGUGCUUUAGCUGGUAAACCAGCAGGUGUGUUCGUCUCCACAAGUGGUCAAGGUGGUGGUCAAGAAACAACCGUAAGAAACUUUUUGAAUUUCUUGGCUCAUCAUGGAAUGCCAUACAUCCCAUUGGGUUAUGCUACUGCUUUCGCAUUGCAAUCUAACAUGGAAGAAAUCCACGGUGGUUCUCCAUACGGUGCUGGUACUUUUGCAAACGUCGAUGGUUCUAGACAACCAACCAAAUUAGAAUUGGAAAUUGCUGAAAAACAAGGUGAAGCAUUUGUCAAAUCUGCUGCUAAAUUAGUCGGUAGUAAAAAAGAAGGAACCACUGCCGCUUCUAAAUCAGCUGCUACUAAUGAUACUGCUGCGGCCACUUCUGGAGCUGCUGCUGGAACUACUGCCCCUAAAGAGUCCACCAAGGAAGAUUCUACUGGAGCCAAAAAGGAAGCAGCCAAUGGUACUGCUACUAGAACUCAACAAUCUACAAAAGCCCCAGAAACCGCUGAUAAAAGCUCAUGUUCUAAAUGUAUAAUAAUGUAA